CUAAUACGUGGUCUAGCGCAAUAUAGUUAAUAUACUGUGUCUGUGCCUGUGUGGUGUUUGUAUAAUAGGUUACGCUGCGAUCUCCAAAAUGACAUUUCUAGCUUGUAGAUGUUAUUUACGAAAAAUCAAGUAAAUCUACCUAGAUAGCCAGGUCCGCAAAUAAAUGCUUCCACUGCCCGAAAAGCUUUGCUCUAUUUAUCGAUCGAUGUGAGGUUAUGAUAACGAAUAACUCGACUCGCAUCAAUGUUUACUGCUGUGACUUCUUCCGGCUACUGCCAAGUUUAUGCGUGUCUGCUCAGGAUAGUUCUAGUAGCCACUCCAAAACUUCCAAAACUUCGCAGGACAAAAACAUUUGAAGCUGGAGAUAUGACAUUCAGUGCUGAUAAAAACAAAGAACUACAAUGAUUGGCACAGCCUCUGGACUGGAAGAUGCUUGCCAUCAAGCUCAGGACAUGAUUGAGCAAGUUCCACGGUACUGGCAAGAUCCUAUGGGUCUUCCUGAGCCUAGAAAGGAAUCAAGCCAGAAGAUAGAAUUAUGUUACCCCAAACACAGUAUCCAGGCAAAACUUACGCGGCUAUAUUUUGAGGAGCUGUCAAAAGUUCCUCAUGCGACACCUGACUCGGUCUUGAACAAUCUGGAGAACGAAUGCGAUCUCUUGGGGCGUUUAGUGCAGAGAGAGGGUCUACACACAUUAAUUGUUAAUCUCUAUGCUGGAAACAAAGGAUACUCAUUAGGUGUAAGAAACUGCGAAAAAGGUACCCAAUUCGACAAGAAUGCUCUACUCUCGGAAACCCAACUAAUGGGGUAUGAACAGGGUGAACUCCUCUCCUGCAUCGACAACGGGCAGCUGCCGUCAAUGCUCGCCGAACAGCUGGAAACGAAUAACUCGCACCUCUUCUACGACGGUUGUAUAAUCGCUGAAGUGCGCGAUUAUAGAAAAGCAUUUCCACAUAGUAAAGCCGAGGUGCACCACGUUCUCCUAAAGCCAACCACCCAGAGCGUUCUCUCGGAUGUGUCCACGUUAACGAGUGACGGAGAAUGGAGUCACGAGGAACGCCUCGUUUUGGAGUCUCAUCUGAUUGCUGCUACCCAGGGACCACUGUGCCUCGAUCCAAGUCCCAUACCCAGCCUUGCAACUACGCGGUUAAUGCAGUCAAGAUCUCUCCUUACGGAUCAUCAGUUAAUGCGACAAGCCAAAAAGUUCUCUCAGGUUACCGUGAAUCGCAAAAGAAAAUUGGAACAACUUGCGCAACCUGAAGGACUUACGAUACAGGACCUCAUGCAAAAGCUUCGUGCGAAAAGGGGAUUGCCAACUAGCACUGCCUGCCCCCCACCGUCUCUUGCAAAUCCUCCUCUACUUCCACCUAGCACACCCAUUGACGUUCUUAGGUACGCAAAGGCGUACGAAAGGCCACGGGAAACUAAAGACUGCCUCCCGCAAUUAAUAGAAGAAUAUAUAUUAGAGACUGAACGUGGCCAAGGCCGUGUCUAUCAUAUAAAGCUCUCGAUCCUACAAAGACCUUCGAACUCCGAGUACCUGGGAGAGCUUUACGUGGAUCGCGAUCAUCGCGAGGGCGAAAAGAAUGGUUCAGCUUGCAGAUUUACAUUAGGAACUAGAGCUCAGGCGAAUCACUAUAUCCAGCAAUUCACAGAGAUCUUCACUGAGGAAGGUAGGAAGAACGUUAGAAUAAUGCACGUCGUACCAGGACAGACUCCCCGAGUUACGUGUACACCAGGGAUGCAGCGUGCUCAUCAACAGGCACAGCAAGCACAGGCGGCACAAUUAGUAGCUCAGCAGUUACAACAGGCACAGUCUCAACACGUUACACAGCAGAUUAUCUCGCGAGCUCAGGGACAACUGAACACUCUGGCUGGUCAAGUGGCUGCGAUGAAGACUGUCCUCGAAACUGCUGGUUCAACAACACAGCCUAGUCUAGCCUGCCUCGACUCUACCGUGCAGGUUGUUCAAGGGGUUCCUCAGUCCGAAGCCACAACAUCGAACUCUGCACAGCCUCUAACUAACGGCGGACCACAUACAGCGACAUCUGGACAACUAGAGAGCACGACUUUGCCCGUCGACACAGGAUCAUGUAACGGAUCAGGCAUUCUGGUCUUUCAGCAAAAAUCCAGCAGCACUCCUAAUAAUAGCACAACCAGCAAUGUUCCCGUGUUGCAAGCUCAACUUCAAGCUAGAGCCCAGAGCCCAUUGGCCGACGGAAAUCAGUGUCAGAGUGACGGCUCAUACAAAAAACAUUCGACAAAUCCAGCGAUAAGCGCUUUGGUGACAUCGCUGAUGAACUCUGCGCAACAGUUUCAGCAGCAGGCUGCAGCGAAUGCGGCAGCUGCGGCGAUGAAUAGUAACGUACAAGCUCCGGUAAAGUCAAACAACGCAGCAAUCUUGAGCCUCUUGAACAGCAGUCCGGCUAACCUAUCCCAGCAAAAAUCACAGCCACGCAGGAUCUCUCUGAAUGCCGCGAUACCACCGAGAGUCAUUAGCCAUGGAAACGUCAUUACUGUGCCUAGUACAACUGGUCAGGUAAGGGUUAGCUUCAGUUCUGCUCUCACCAGUCAACUCACCGGUAAGCAACAGCCAGUGAAGGCUACUGCAGUACGACUGGCGAGAGUUCAAGACCCGACCUCAACCUUAGGAUUAUCCAUGCCCGGAUUGUCCGCCCUGCUGGCUGGAACUCCAUCGGCGGAUAAUCCAAUUCCUGGAAUAAAUACAGCUUCGUCUUUGCUCGAACGUUUGACAGCCUCCUCCAGCCAAGGAAGUCAACCGGCGAGUCCAAUGACAAGUCCGCCUCCUUCUGGUAACGUCAAUCUUCAGAGUGUUAAUCUGACGAGUCUACCUGCGGGCACCAUUAACGGCCUGCAAAAUGUCCAGGUUUCAUUUCCUGGCUUGUCGCAGCCCAUCACGAUGUCGCUUAACGUAUCGGCAGCUACUGGUUCGGUUGCGCCAACCGGUGUUAUCGUGAGCCUACCGAUUUCCUCGGCAACCAAUACUUGCACUACAGUGUCUAGUAUGGUCGCUGCCACGGUCGCUACCACUGCUAUAGCUGGUAGUACGCCGACUGUGGUAAUCGCCAAUCCCGCGAAUACUCAUUUGUCGUUGCCAAUUGCUCAAAUAAUUCCUUCGGGAGUAAAGGGCUUGUCACAGCAAAAUAUACGUAGCAGCAAUGCAGUCACUCUGUCUCAUGGUGGGCAGGCGAUUCAACUCGUAGGAUCUCAACGACCUCGGCUUAACCAGAUGACUCGACAAGUUCAACCGAAUCAAUUGGUAACUGUGACAAAAACGAUGACGGCCAACCAACUUAUAUUGUCAGGCAACAAACAAGUGUUAACUCCUAUAAUGGCUGCGAGCAAGCCCGUUUUAAUGGCGACACAAGCAUCGCCAUCCACCCAAGCAGUAUCUGCUAAUAAACAAACAUUAGUCACAAAAUCUUUGCACGCAAGGGCUCCGAACACUGGACAGUGUAAUUCGCAGGGCCAGCCGCUUGGCACGACGAAUCUUUCGCAGCAACAACUACAAAGGACUUUGGUGAAACCGGUGCAGUUGCAACAAUUACAACAAUGUCUCGCAGCCCAGCAUAAAGCAGCAGUCGGUGCCACGGCUGGGAGCUCGCAGACUCGCACGCAAAUUCAAAACCAACGAAAUUCCACAUCAGGUCCGAGCGAAGACUCUCUCUGAAGAUGUUCAAAUUGCAGUUACAAUGAACAUUAACGAUGACGACGAUGAUGGAUGACGAUGACGGCUACGACGACGACGACGACGACGACGACGACGACGACGACGAUGAUGAUGAAUGAUGAUGAUGGGUAAAGGUGAUAAAUAUCACGGCAUUAUUAAUGAUUAUUAUGCAUGGCAAUCCUCUUCGUCGUCUUACGUCUUUAAUAAUUGGACCCUCCCACGAGCUACAUCGUCGACUUCACUUUUUAAUAAAGCACUCACUAUAAUUUCUUGCUUAAAAGUAAUAUCACGCCGCGUAUCUUGUAAAAAUCAUUCAGAAUCCCGCAGAGAAGAUUCGCAAAUUCUUAUUAUAAUGCGGUAAACUGAUUCUGUCUAGCCUUAAAUUGUACGCGGGAUCCGAUUAUAUAUAAAAAGCAAAAAUUUCCUGUCCUCUAAAUGGAAAAGAAAUGAUGUAAAUAACGUUUGAAAGAAAAACGAAAGAAACAUCUCGCGGGAUGCUCAGUAACAAUUGUACAAAAUGUCGCACCACUCUCAGAACCAGACCCUUCAAAUAUAGGAACUUCGUCUGUUGCAAGUAAAAAAUGAAUUUCAAGGCAAAUUAACGAUGGCAAUGUUAUCUCCUUCUUUGCCAUUCAUUAUUUUUUCUUGAUUUUUGAAAUAAUGAUACCGUGUGAAUGUGCAAUAAACCUUAUUUCAAAGUAAGAAUAAACCCCUUGCGACGUUACUUGAGGAAGGUCUCAAUUAUUGUACAUAUUAAAUAUACUUACAAUAUAUGAUUUGUUUUAUAUUAAAAAACGUAAUAAAUAUUCCAUUUUUAUUAUU
Cephus cinctus (wheat stem sawfly) is the source of this 4511-nucleotide messenger RNA. Its product is annotated as mucin-6. Gene Ontology annotation, biological process: regulation of transcription by RNA polymerase II. The coding region runs from base 402 to 3689 and encodes 1095 amino acids. The transcript is spliced from 21 exons. The record is from RefSeq and is a predicted model, not a curated record. Gene Ontology annotation, cellular component: SAGA complex. NCBI's taxonomy places the organism in Eukaryota, Metazoa, Arthropoda, Insecta, Hymenoptera, Cephidae. Gene Ontology annotation, molecular function: transcription coregulator activity.